AUGCGAGUUUUGUUGACUCUUUGGGGCACUUUGUGCCUGUGGACGAUCGCGGCGAAUGCACAAGGAUUUAUUCCACCCAAUGCGGUGCAACAUAAUGGACCGCCGCAUCCGCAUCCGCAUCCCCAUCCAUUCCAUAAUGGCCAUCGUCGUCAGCUGAAUCUGCAGCAGCAAUAUAAUCAACAGAACUUUGUGCAAGCUGGCGUGGAGCUACCCAUUCCUCCGCAACAGCAGCAUCGUCAGCAGCAUACACACCAUCAUCAUCACCACCCACAACAGCAGCAGCACCACAUCCAGCAGCCACAUCGCUUCUCGCAGCAAUUCCCGCAGCAGCAACAAGUGCAACACCAGCAGCAACAGCAAACUCCUCACAUUAAUCAGCAGUUCCAGCGCUCCACGCAAACCCAACUGCAAACUGCGCCACAGUACCCGCAAGCACCACUGCAACAGCAACAGCAACAGCAGCAGCAGCAGCAACAGUUGCCCUCAACUGCCAGCAAUCUUGACCUGCACCAUCAGAACUUUUUGGAUUUGCGCAACUAUGCUAGCUCGCAGCAGCAACAGCAGCAGCAGCAGCCCCUGCGCCACAAGCAAUUUCCUGACUCACGACUACAAUCGACAGCAUUUCCAGCUCAGGCUUAUCAGCAGCAGCAACAGCAGCAGACACUGCCACAGCAACAGCAGCAAUUUACUUACCAGCAACCCCAACAGUUUGGCCAACAGACCACACAGAAGCUACCCAGCCUAGCGCCCGUGCCCACUUUCCAGACGUUGCAGCAAUCGUCGUUGAACUAUCAGCAACAACAGCAGCAGCAGAUACAGCAGCAGCAGCAGCAGCUACAGCAGUCACAACAGCAACAACUGCAGCAACCACAGCAGCAGCAACAGCAAUAUGCAUUGACACCACAGCUGGGUCUGCCUUUGCCGCAAAUCUUUAACAAUCUGCCUUCGACAGCUUUUCCUGCUCAGCCCUCUCGUGAGACUUUCCAACAACAGCAGCAGCAACAGCAACAACAGUUCCCCCAACAACAACAUCAGUUCAUCAGCAAUGGACCGCAGGCGCAGCCAGCCGAUCAGGAAUACAAACAGAAGUUGAUACAGAAACACGAGCAAUUCGUGGCGAAGCAGUACGAGAAGUCGCAGCACAAGGUGCGCCAACAGCACGAGGAGUUCGUUGCCAAGCAACAUGCCAUCAAGCAGCAUGUUCUGCCCACCAUCAUUAGCCAGCAUAACAACUAUCCACCACAGCCACAGUAUGUGCAACCGCCACGUGGCCGACCCGUUGCCCAUCCCACGGAAUACAACCAAUUCAACAGCGCUCUGCAACAAUAUUACAAAGAGCAUCCUACAACAACCACCACAACCACUACAACCACCACCACCACCACAGAGGCUAGCACCACGCCCAAGAAGAACAUCUACUCCCAAGUCAAGGCGGAGCUGGGCAAGUAUAGCACCACGAAGCUGGGCAGCAAAAAACCCGUGAAGACAAUUGCACGCGAGGAUCUGCUUAAGCAGCUGAAGGCGGCUUUGUCGGAGGCGCCUCAACAGCCACUGACCGGCAAUAAGACGUACGAUGAAAUGGAUCUGGUGCUGCCUAAUGGUCAGCGUGUGCAGGUCAUACGCACCACUGACCCAAACCUCGUGCAAGGACAACAGGCCUAUUCUCAGGAUCAGCUGCAGGCGCUGCUGGCACAGCAGGCGCUCGGCACGGAAGCCAAGCUUAGUCUCAGUGAUGUGGCGCCAAGCAAGAGUAAGGAUCUGGUGCUGCCCGGCGGUGGCAAGGUGCAAAUCUUACGCUCACCCGAUCCACAGGAAUCAGAUACGCUACCCACUCAAGCACUGCCCGGCGGAGUUGACUUAUCCAGCCUGGCUGCACUGUACGGCGGUGGCGCUGGUGAUAUCCAGGGCGUGACAAACGGCGCCAACAGUAUUGCCAGCUCAGCGGUCAUCACCUCCGAUUCGGAUAGUCCACCCACACUAGAGGAGCUAGCGAAACGUGGUCUCAUACCCGAUGGCUAUGAAAUCGAGGGAUUGAGCUCGGACUCUGGCAAAGCCACGCCAGCACCGCCCACAGCACCACCCAAGAAGAAGGCAACAUAUGUGUAUCUGGAGGAGCAGGCCGAUGGCAGCUUUAAGAUCCAGGGCGUCAAGGCCAACGGCGAGAAGGAGACCAAGCAAACGGGCGCCGAGGUCGAGAGCAUUCUGGAACGCAUUCGCAGCGGAGAGAUUAAGCUGCCUCCAUCUGUCUAUCGCUUGACACUACCCAACGAUGAGGUCGUCGAGAUUAAGAGCGGCAAGAUUAUACAGACCACCACUACGACAACGACGCGCGCACCACCCAGCACAACCACAGCUAGAAUAGUCUAUACAACGACCUCCACGACUCCAGCGCCCUUCGUCUCGAGGAACACGCCCAGCAAUCAUCGCCAGUAUCAUCCAUCGCGCACAUCCACCACAACCAGCACCACGCCCAUCAGCACUACCAUCACCACCAGUACGCCCUAUACGCCCCGCUUCACGGGUCUCUAUGAGAGCAGCAGCACUGCUAGCGCUGCUGCCGCCAGCUUGAUACGCACCACGCCUGGACCCGUCUAUCACGCUUCACCUGUCACUCAGUCACCGUAUGUGGGCGGCGUCUCCACACAUCUGCCGGUGGUAACGGAGCGUCUGUCGGACAUUACGCAGACGCCAGAGCAACAGACGCCCCCACAAUAUGCCGAUGCCUUAGUGCAGGAAACUGAGAAUACAGAGAAGGCUGCCUCCACAGGUGGCGCGUCGGUGCUCUCGAACCCCAGUGAGGAUCUGCUGCAGAUACUCAAGAGCAAUGGACUUUUCGCCAUGGCCAAAUAUCUGCGUCAAAGCGGCCUGGACAGCAUACUCAACGAAACGGGUCCCUAUACGAUCUUUGUGCCCACCGACAAGGCCUUCAAGAAUCUGCUCGUCCAGCUUGGUGGACCCGAGCGGGCCGAGGAGAAGUUCCAAUCGAAUCCUCGACUGUUGAGUGGCCUGCUUUUGCAUCACGUCAUUCCUGGCGCCUUUGAGAUCGCCACUUUGCAGGACGAGAUGACGGGCGUGUCCUUGGCAGGCACACAGCUGCGCGUCAAUCAGUAUAAUAUGCACGAUCAGGAGUGGAACGAUGUUACUCUCACCACCAUUAAUGGAGCAAUGGUUGUGCUGAACAAGAAGGACAUUAAGAUACCGCAGGGCGUGGCACAUGCCGUGGAUCGUGUUAUGUUCCCCCUGCCCGUGGGCGAUUUGCUGCAGACAUUGCAAUCGGAUCGCGAGGGUCGCUUCUCGAACUUCCUAAAGAUUUUGUACACCUCUGGCAUGUCCGAGAAAUUGCAAGGCAAGGGUGUCAAGACGUACACAGUCUUUGCGCCGGUGGACAAGAGCUUUAGCGAACUGGACUCCGAUACGCUGGAGAAGCUGUACACAGACAAGGAGGCAGCCGAACAGUUCGCCAUGAAGCACAUUGUGCCCGGGGCACUCUUCUCGGCCGGCAUGCGCUUCUAUCAGGUGAAGGACUCGCUGUACACCGGCAAAACGGUUGUGCUGCAAAAGACCUCAGCUGGCAAGAUCAAGGUGAACGAUGCCCAGAUGGUCACCUCCAACAUACCAGCCACAAAUGGUGUCAUCCAUGCAUUGGACGGCGUGCUGGCGUAGAGAAGCUCGAGCCUGCGACUGCAGCCCCGCUUUGAUAGUGGGCAUUGGUUUUCUGUUGCAGCUUCUUAGUCGAUUAAGUUUUUUUGCGUAAUUUUUGUUUUGGUUGCGUCGACCAAACUUUUCGGGGGGUAAUUUUCUUUGUAGUUUACAUACGAAUCAGCAGCAAAUUGUUAGUGAAAUCUUGCCACAAAUAUCGCGAUCGUCUACAGAAUUGGUGCAACAACAAUAAUAACAACAACGAAAUAUUAGCAGAAAACAAAAAGUUUUGGUGCUUCCAUUAAGGUUAUUUCUGUAUUUUCUUCUUUCGCUUUCAUAAACAGUCAUUAAAAAUAGAAAUAGUUUAA
Molecule: messenger RNA, 4007 nt
Organism: Drosophila hydei
Lineage: Eukaryota; Metazoa; Arthropoda; Insecta; Diptera; Drosophilidae
Exons: 5
Coding region: 1-3663 (1220 amino acids)
Source: RefSeq, a predicted model, not a curated record